Messenger RNA from Lathyrus sativus (Indian pea), 696 nucleotides. The record is from the annotation of a GenBank genome assembly. Lineage: Eukaryota; Viridiplantae; Streptophyta; Magnoliopsida; Fabales; Fabaceae.
AUGACAAAACCAGGUCACAUAAAUGCUGCUUUCCGUUCAUCUUUCCACAAUGAAAUUUACUUUUUCGUCGAUGAUAAGUACUUCUUGUUUGAAUUAUUUGCAAACGAACGCACAAGCGAACGGAUUUUCUACGAGCUUACUCCUCUUCGUGAUGGUUUCAAAUCACUUAACCAUACCAUUUUUGGAACCUACGGAAUAGAUUGUAGCUUUGACACCGAUAACAACGAAGCAUACAUCUUUUAUGAGAACUUUUGUGCUCUCAUAGACUAUGCGCCGCACUCCGACAAAGACAAAAUCAUCUCGGGUCCUAAAAAAAUUUCAGACGCGUUUCCUUUUCUGAAAGGAACCGUGUUUGAAAACGGAGUAGAUGCGGCUUACAGAUCCACAAUAGGUAAAGAAGUUUACUUAUUCAAAGGAGACAAGUAUGCUCGUAUAGACUAUGGCAAAAACGAGCUUGUUCAAAGUAUUAAGAAAAUUACGGAAGGUUUUCCUUGUUUCAGUGGAACGAUCCUUGAAAAUGGAGUUGAUGCAGCUUUUGCUUGUCACAUUCCCAAUGAAGUUUUUUUCUUCAAAGAUGAAUACUAUGCGCGUGUAGUUGUUACUCCAGGUGCAACUGACGAUUACAUUAAGAAUGGUGUGAGGAAAACUCUUGAAUUUUGGCCAAAUCUUAAUGGCAUAAAAGGUCUUCUUGAUUAA